AGGGAUCUGCAGUCUCUCCCCUGCCCUAUUCUUGGCUUUCCUCACUCCUGUUUUGCUCUCCUUCGCCAUCAUACGUAUACAUUUUCUGCAAUGCUUCAAAACAGGCAGCUUUGAAAUUCCAAUCACCUUUUCAUUUGAACUUUUUUUCCAACUUUUUCUGACAAAUUCAACCUGUGGAUUAUAUUGGGAAAAAUAAGGGGCACUACCUUCAUUGAUACGGUCACAAUUUCCUUAAUCAGUGGAUUCCAAUUAGAAUUGAAAGACAUUGCUAACCUCUUGAAUAAAAGCUUUCCAAACGACAUACUUGAAAUUAACUUUUCAUAUCAACAUGCCUGAAGCAGCCCCUGAAGGUGCAGCGGUGGAGUCCAUCUCAGCUGCUGUAGCCGAUGGGCUGAAUGGGAACGUGGUGCCCCCAUCAUCCCCUCCUAAGGCCCAAGGGGUUGGAAUACUCAAGAAACUAACCUUUUCUGUAGAGUUAGUGGUGACUAUUAGCCUCCUUCUCUCCUGGAUUACUGCAGGCUUCAUGAUGUUUGAUGUUGUAGAAUAUAAAGGGGUCACUGACAUUCAAGAUGUAGUUUUGGAUCCCAUGAAAGCUGUUAAUGAUGCAGUAGAGGGAAUGUCCAACAUGUUCUAUAAGGCUCAAGAAUGUGCAUUUGCUCCUCAUUUGAGUCUGGACCACAUGAAUGCUGUCAAAGAUGUAAAAGACUUAUUUGUGGACUUCCUCUCUGAUGAUGACGGAAACUUUUACCUGAGCUACGUUGACCCGGUGAUUAUUGGCAGAGGUGUGUUCAAUGUCACCAAUAACUCUAUAUGUGGAGUCGUGGGUUACAUACAAGGCACACUCUGUGUUCUAUUGGAUGCCAUAUUGGAUAUCUUGCAGGCCCUUAUCCAUGCAGGGAACAUCAAUGCAGAAGACAUAGUGCAUGUUAUCAAGGACUGUACAAGUUCUACUGGAACCUACAUUUGGGACCUGCUGCCAGGUAUCCCUCAAGAAGUGAACAUCGAUCCCAUACUGGUUCUCAGAAGAAUAUUUGGGAUUAUCAUUGAGCAGAAGAACAUGCUUGUGGACUAUGUCUCCAACUUGCUAAUAGGUGAUCAAGGGGUCAUUCCUGAGAUGAACUUUGACCCUAUGAAAGUGGUCUCAGAUGCAGUGCUUGAGAUUGCAGAUGGGAAAAACAUGUUCAUGGAUUAUCUGUCCAACAUGCUUAUGGAUGAUAAAGAUGAACCUAGUACUAUACCAGCAUCUGUGAUGCAUGUGAUAAGGAAGAAAGGACAGUUUUUGCCACCCCUGGGAAAAGUUGCAGAAUUGAUAGGCACUACAAAGGACGGCGACCCUGCACCUGAAAUACGCGUCACUCCAGUUGUGGCGGAGAAGGAUGAUGCUGUCAAAGAGGCUGAAGAAGAGCAGGGAGACAAGGACAGUACUGAUGACAGUUCAGAGGGGGUGAAGAAAUACACCACCCCAAAAAAGUUGUGGAUCCAAAAACAGAUGGUUAGAGUCAUGGGAUCUAAGGCCCACCCAAGAGCUGGAGAGGUACUUCCUAAGGAUAUGGAUGAAGACCAACAAGAUUGUGAUGUUGAAGAGCUUGACCAUGAACAAACAAUGGACGAUGAAGAAAUCAUGGAUGUUAGCAAGGAGGGGGAGAAAGAAGAGGUGAAAGAGAAGGAUCAUCACUUAGAGUUAGAUGAGGAGGAGGAGGGUGAUACCCAUGAGGUUGACGUCAAAGAUCAUGGUGUUGAAGAUGAAGGCAUUUACAAUGAAAACAGUUCAAAGGGAGCCAUGACAUACACCACCAAAAGAAAUGUGCAGAUUCAAAAAACGAUGGUUAGAAAAGUGGAAUCUAGGGCCAAUAUUGAAGUUGGUGAUGAACAUCAUGAAUAUGAUGGAGAGGAGGAGGCAGAGGAAGACAUUCAUGAUGAGUAUAAACAUGAUGAUCACAGUGACAUUGACACUAAAGAUCAAGUUGUUGUUGAUGAUGAUCAUGAAGAAGCUGAAGCUGAUGAGGAAAAUCAUGACACAGAUUACCUUGAUGUCAAAGAUCAAGAGGUUGAACAUGGAGAAGACAUUGACGAUGAGGACAGUUCAGAGGGGACCAAGACAUACGCCUCCAAAAUAAAUGUGCGGAUCCAAAAACAGAUGGUCAGAAAAGUGGGAUCUAGGGCCAGUAUUGAAGUUGGUGAUGAACAUCAUGAAGAUGAUGGAGAGGAGGAAGAGGAGGAUGCAGAGGAAGACAUUGAUGAUGGGAAUAAAAAUGAUCACAGUGACCUUGAAAUUAAAGAUGAAGUUGUUAGUGACGAUGAUCAAGAAGAAUAUGAAGCUGAUAAGGACAAUCAUGAUACAGAUGACCUUGAUGUCAAAGAUCAAGAGGUUGGAAAUGGAGAAGACAUUGACGAUGAGGACAGUUCAGCGGGGGCCAAGACAUACACCCCCAAAAUAAAUGUGCGAAUCCAAAAACAGACGGUUACAAAAGUGGGAUCUAAGGCCCAUCUAAGAGCUGGAGAGGUACUUCCUAAGGAUAUGGAUAAAGACCAACAAGGUGGAGAUGUUGAAGAACUUGACCAUGAACAAACGAUGGAUGGUGAGGUAAUCAAUGUUGAUGGCCGCGAGGAGGAGGGGAAAGAAAAGAAGAUAGAGAAAGAGGAGAAGGUUCAUCACUUAGAAGUAGAUGAAGAGGAGGGUGAUACCCAUGACGUCAAAGAUCAAGAUGUUGAAGAUGGAGAAGACAUUGACAAUGAAGACAGUUCAGUUGGAGCCAAGACAUACACCACCAAAAUAAAUGUGCCGAUCCAAAACCAGUUGUUUCGAGAAGUGGGAUCUAAUGCCAGUAUUGAACUUGGUGAUGAAGAUCAUGAAGAUUAUGUAAAAGAUGAGGAAGAAAACGAGGAGUUGAAACAGUCAAUUGAUGAAUAUGAAUAUAUUGAUGUCAGUGGAGCUGUAAAGCUUGAUGUUCUUGAUGUAGUGGCUGACAUUGAAGAAAUGGCGCAACUUCCUGAUACUGAUGGAGAUUACUCUGAAAUCAUUGAUGAUGAUGAUGAUGAUGAUGAAAACAACAACAACAGUGAGAGCAAGAAAGCUGGUGUCAAACGGAAGAUACAUGUUCCAAUUCCCUUUAAGAUGUUUAAAAGACUGGGAUCGAAGGCCCACCUUAAAGAUGAUGGGGAGCACGAGGAUAAAGAUGACCAAGACAAAGACAUCCAAUGUGCCAGAGUUCUCAGACAAUCCAAGGAGAGGCAAGCAAGAGAAGAAGUAGUAGAAGAGGUAGAAGUAGUCCUUAAAGCGAUGAGGGAUGCACAAUCCAUGAAAGAGGUAGAAAAUAAGAAAUUGGAGGACAAGACGGAAAAGAAAGAGGAGCAGGCCGAGGAGAAAGCAAAGCCUGAGGCAAUGCCCAGUGUGAAGAAAGCAGAGAAGACAGGACCCAAAGAAGAAGAGCCAAAAAAGAAGACUGCCAGAGAGGAGAAAGAGAUGAAAAAGGAGACAAAACAUUUGAAGAAGAAAGUCAUCCAUGACUUUUUCAACAAGAAAGUUGUGGUGGAACCCAAAAAGAAGGUGGACAAAAAGGUGAAGGAGACAAAGAAGGAUGUUCAGUCAACUCUUUGGAAAUCUGACGAUGAAUCCAAGAACCCUGUCAAGGUGGUGAAGACAGAAGAGUCCACCAUGAAAAAAGAACAUAUUAAUGUUAAUAAAGAAGGCAAAAAGAAACCUGUCAAAGAGGUUAAGGAAGAAAAGACAGCUAAGCUACCAGACAUAAAAGUAAAGGUAAAAAAAACAGAACUUGAGGUUCGAAAGGAGGAGGCUAAGCUGGUGAAUGUUAAGAAAGAGCCCAGGGAAGCUACGGAGCAAGCCAAACCAGAACCUACAAAAAAAGAAGCUGAAGUUCCCAAAGAAAAAAACAAAGCAGCUACAUCAAAGAAAGAUACUGGAGCAAAAGAAGAGGCCAAACUAACUCUAGCAAAGAAAGAUGCUGCAGCUAAAGAAAAGGUGAAAACAUCCCCUGCAAAGAAAGAAUCUGAAGAUCCCAAAGAAAAAACCAAUGCAGCUACAUCAAAGAAAGAUGCUGAAACAAAAGAAAAGGGCAAACUAGCUCCAGAAAAGAAAGGAAAAGCCAAACCAACUCCUGCAAAUGAAGAUGUUGCAGUUAUUAAAGAAAAGGUGAAAUCAGCACCUGCAAAGAAAGAAGCUGAAGUUCACAAAGAAAAUGCCAAAGCAGCUUCCUCAAAGAAAGAGUCCAAGGAAACUAAGGAACAAGCCAAACCAGAACCUACAAUAAAAGACAGUGAAGUUCCCAAAGAACAAACCAUAGCAGCUACAUCAAAGAAAGAUGCUGAAGCAAAAGAAAAGGCCAAAUUAGCUCCAGAAAAGAAAGGACUGUUGUACGUGAACUUAGAAGCUGAAGUUUCCAAAGAAAAAGCCAAAGUAACUCCUUCAAAUGAAGAUGCUGCAGUUAUUAAAGAAAAGAUCAAAUCAGCCCCUACAAAGAAAGAUGCUGCAGUUAUUAAAGAAAAGGUGAAAUCAGCCCCUGUAAAGAAAGAAGCUGAAAUUCACAAAGAAAACGCCAAAGCAGCUUCAUCAAAGAAAGAGUCCAAGGAAACUAAGGAACAAGCCAAACCAGAGCCUUCAAAAGAAGACAGUGAAGUUCCCAAGGAACAAACCAUAGCAGCUACAUCAAAGAAAGAUGCUGAAGCAAAAGAAAAGGCCAAAUUAGCUCCAGAAAAGAAAGAUGCUGCAGUUAUUAAAGAAAAGAUCAAAUCAGCCCCUGCAAAGAAAGAUGCUGCAGUUAUUAAAGAAAAGGUGAAAUCAGCCCCUGUAAAGAAAGAAGCUGAAAUUCACAAAGAAAACGCCAAAGCAGCUUCAUCAAAGAAAGAGUCCAAGGAAACUAAGGAACAAGCCAAACCAGAGCCUUCAAAAGAAGACAGUGAAGUUCCCAAAGAACAAACCAUAGCAGCUACAUCAAAGAAAGAUGCUGAAGCAAAAGAAAAGGCCAAAUUAGCUCCAGAAAAGAAAGAUGCUGCAGUUAUUAAAGAAAAGUUCAAAUCAGCCCCUGCAAAGAAAGAUGCUGCAGUUAUUAAAGAAAAGGUGAAAUCAGCCCCUGUAAAGAAAGAAGCUGAAAUUCACAAAGAAAACGCCAAAGCAGCUUCAUCAAAGAAAGAGUCCAAGGAAACUAAGGAACAAGCCAAACCAGAGCCUUCAAAAGAAGACAGUGAAGUUCCCAAAGAACAAACCAUAGCAGCUACAUCAAAGAAAGAUGCUGAAGCAAAAGAAAAGGCCAAAUUAGCUCCAGAAAAGAAAGAUGCUGCAGUUAUUAAAGAAAAGAUCAAAUCAGCCCCUGCAAAGAAAGAUGCUGCAGUUAUUAAAGAAAAGGUGAAAUCAGCCCCUGUAAAGAAAGAAGCUGAAAUUCACAAAGAAAACGCCAAAGCAGCUUCAUCAAAGAAAGAGUCCAAGGAAACUAAGGAACAAGCCAAACCAGAGCCUUCAAAAGAAGACAGUGAAGUUCCCAAAGAACAAACCAUAGCAGCUACAUCAAAGAAAGAUGCUGAAGCAAAAGAAAAGGCCAAAUUAGGUCCAGAAAAGAAAGAAGCUGAAGUUUCCAAAGAAAAAGCCAAAGUAACUCCUUCAAAUGAAGAUGCUGCAGUUAUUAAAGAAAAGAUCAAAUCAGCCCCUACAAAGAAAGAUGCUGCAGUUAUUAAAGAAAAGGUGAAAUCAGCCCCUGUAAAGAAAGAAGCUGAAAUUCACAAAGAAAACGCCAAAGCAGCUUCAUCAAAGAAAGAGUCCAAGGAAACUAAGGAACAAGCCAAACCAGAGCCUUCAAAAGAAGACAGUGAAGUUCCCAAAGAACAAACCAUAGCAGCUACAUCAAAGAAAGAUGCUGAAGCAAAAGAAAAGGCCAAAUUAGCUCCAGAAAAGAAAGAUGCUGCAGUUAUUAAAGAAAAGAUCAAAUCAGCCCCUGCAAAGAAAGAUGCUGCAGUUAUUAAAGAAAAGGUGAAAUCAGCCCCUGUAAAGAAAGAAGCUGAAAUUCACAAAGAAAACGCCAAAGCAGCUUCAUCAAAGAAAGAGUCCAAGGAAACUAAGGAACAAGCCAAACCAGAGCCUUCAAAAGAAGACAGUGAAGUUCCCAAAGAACAAACCAUAGCAGCUACAUCAAAGAAAGAUGCUGAAGCAAAAGAAAAGGCCAAAUUAGCUCCAGAAAAGAAAGAUGCUGCAGUUAUUAAAGAAAAGAUCAAAUCAGCCCCUGCAAAGAAAGAUGCUGCAGUUAUUAAAGAAAAGGUGAAAUCAGCCCCUGUAAAGAAAGAAGCUGAAAUUCACAAAGAAAAUGCCAAAGCAGCUUCAUCAAAGAAAGAGUCCAAGGAAACUAAGGAACAAGCCAAACCAGAGCCUUCAAAAGAAGACAGUGAAGUUCCCAAAGAACAAACCAUAGCAGCUACAUCAAAGAAAGAUGCUGAAGCAAAAGAAAAGGCCAAAUUAGCUCCAGAAAAGAAAGAAGCUGAAGUUUCCAAAGAAAAAGCCAAAGUAACUCCUUCAAAUGAAGAUGCUGCAGUUAUUAAAGAAAAGAUCAAAUCAGCCCCUGCAAAGAAAGAUGCUGCAGUUAUUAAAGAAAAGGUGAAAUCAGCCCCUGUAAAGAAAGAAGCUGAAAUUCACAAAGAAAACGCCAAUGCAGCUUCAUCAAAGAAAGAGUCCAAGGAAACUAAGGAACAAGCCAAACCAGAGCCUUCAAAUGAAGACAGUGAAGUUCCCAAAGAACAAACCAUAGCAGCUACAUCAAAGAAAGAUGCUGAAGCAAAAGAAAAGGCCAAAUUAGCUCCAGAAAAGAAAGAAGCUGAAGUUUCCAAAGAAAAAGCCAAAGUAACUCCUUCAAAUGAAGAUGCUGCAGUUAUUAAAGAAAAGAUCAAAUCAGCUCCUGCAAAGAAAGAUGCUGAUGUUGUUAAAGAAAAGACGAGACCAGUUCCUGCAAAGAAAGUGAAAACUGUAAAAGACAAGACAAAACCAGCACUGGCUAAGAAAGAGGCUGAAGUUGGCAAAGAAAAGUCCAAACCAACACCUGCAAAGAAAGUUCCUCUUCCUAUAGAAGAGAAUUUCAAGUCAACACCAGUAAAGAAAGAACUUGUUGCACCACUGGGGAAAGCACGACCAAAAAUUGGAAUCAAAGAAUCUGAAGUCAUUCGCAGAAAUCACAGUCACAUAAAUUCUUCUCUUACAAAGGAGAGAGUUAAAGUUGUACUUGUAAAGAAAGAACCUGCUCUGAAAGAGAAGGCCAUGCCAGCCCCUGCAAAGAAAGAACGUGAGGCUCCCAACCAGAAGGACAAACCAGUAUCUCAAAAGAAAGGUACUGAUUCAAUUCAAGUGCCUGAGGCUCCCAAAGAAAAGGCCAAGCCAGCAGAUCCUACAAAAAAACCUGAGGGUGUGAAAGAGAUGGACAAACCAGACCCUCUUAAGAAAGCUACAAAAAAGAAGGCUAAGCCAGCAACUGUAUUGAAAGUGGUUUCCAAAGAGACGGCCAAACAUGUCCCUGUAAAGACAGAGCCUGAUGCGCCAAAGGAGAAUGCCAGACCUGUGAAAAAAGAUACUCCCAAAGAAAAGGCUUCCAAAUCAGUCCCUGUAAUGAAAGAAAAGUCUGCUGAGAAGAAGCCUGCCAAAGAAGAGAAAGCAAAGGCAGAGCCUGUUAUAACAGACCCCUUUGCCACAGAAGAUGAGAUGCCCUACUUCCAGUGCUUUUUUGUGGAUGAAGAUGAGGCCCAGUAUCCCUUCUACCCUUUCUCACCUCUCCAGAUGUGAGAGCCCUGCCCAGUGAAGAGCACAGUAUAGAAAGCAAUGGGACGAGAUGGGCUACACCUUUAGUGUGGAGUUCAUAAUAAAACCAAGCCAUGGAAUCCACUACUGCUAUGUUUCAGCCUAGCAUCCUGAGCUGGUCUUCAACAGAAACCUAGGACAGCAGCACUUUGAGUGAAUUCGUUGAGCUCUCAUGGGUAGCCAACAUCAUUCCUGUCCAAAUGUGUUCGUGUUAUAUUUUGUUUUUGAUAGCUGAUAUGGCAUGAGUUGAUCUAUAUCAGGACAUAAGUAUUUUGAAUGAAACAAUGCAUACUGUGUUUACAUCUGCAUCUGCAUUUGCUUGAUUCAAUUCCCGCUUUGAUAGUUGUCAGUUUUCUCAAUUGAAUGGUAUAUUUAAACAAAUUUGAACACAGAUUGUACCGUUGGCUUUCAUACUUUUCAAAUUCUCAGUGCAGCGCAAGCAAUUUAUCUGUCUGUCAUCACAUUCAGUUGAAUUGGAGCUGCAUAUGGAAGCCGAGCAGUGUUGGUCUAGAAUUUGGGGGAAGAGCUUGGUUGGGCUGGACUACAGACUGCUGCUCUGUUGCUGUGGACUCUGAAUUACGCUUUAUUUACAUGAACAUGGGCUCAAUAUCAUUGCUCUCAUACUAAGACAUCAGUGGGUCGUUCCAUCUAAAAAAAAUCACAAGAAAGAGGCUUUCGACACCUACCUUCUCAGAUUGUACUGAAAUUGUUUCUGUUAGAGAACAGAUAAGAUUAGUGUUCCUGCGACAAUAUUUUGUUGAAAUAUAAUUUGAUAUCUGAGAAAUUAAGCUAAUUGAUUCCACCCAAAUUGGCCAUUACAUUCAAUAAAUAUAGACCCUAACCUCCAGGAUUGCUUUUCUUAAGGAAUUCCUCCCCCACAUGUUAAAGGGACAGUUCACCUAAAUUACAUAAUUACAUUUGGUUUCCUUACCUGUUAGCAGUCUUUGUAGAAAUAAAUUAAACAGCCCAUGUGUUGGUUUUGUUGUCCACUGACUCAAAUGCAAACUGUUUUGCAUUUGUGACACAACUCCAAUGCAAGUCAAUGGUACCUGUAUUAGCAUUUUCAUGCUUCAUGUCCAAAUCCUUCUGAAGUAUUUAAAGCUGUUAUGAUUUAGAUGACAGACAGAUGAUUUAGAUAUGAAGCUUGGAAAUGCUUAGGUACCAUUGACUUGCAUUGGAUUUGUGCCACAAAUGCUAAAAAGUUAGCAUUUCAAACACCGGCCAGAUUAACAAAACCAAAACAUGGGUUGCUGUCAUAACUUGUCCCUAAACUGCUUACAGGGUAAGGAAACAAUAUGUCAUUUGGGUGAACAAUCCCUUUAACACUGAGAGGGAUUCUGAAAAAAAUAACUACAAGUAGGAACAGCACCAUCUAGUGGUCAGAACAUUGUAAUAUCAAGAUGUAGGAUGGGGCAUUAACCUAACUUAAAUGAUUAAUUUCUCUGAACAGGAAGAAAAAUACAUCACCAAAUUCACUGAGAAUACAUUACAUAGGAUGAAGAAAUAACACUGAGCCACAGCUCCAUACUAUUCGUCAAACAUAGAGAACUAAUACUGUAUUCUCUUUAUUAGGGUGGGAUUGGCUUGGGGUGUGUGGUGUCCGUGGGUGGCUUUUGAUAGUUUCUUUCGAUUCCUCAUGUCUUACUCCUUGUUAGAAAAAGGUUUGGUCCAAAUCCGAUGUUAGGUACUAUAUUUAUUGAAUAUUAUAUGAUUCAUAUAAUAUUCAAUAAUUAUAAUACCGAACAUCGGAUUUGGACAAAAUGUUCUUCUAACAAGGAGUGAGACAUGAGGAAUCGAUCAAUUUAAAUGGGCAAUUUGUGUGCAAUCAAUUAGCGUAAAUACUCAGAGAUUAAAUUAUAUUUAACAAAAUAAUAUUGCAGAAAUGCUAAUCUUAUCUGUUUCUAACUACAGAAAUGAAAUUGUUUCAGACCAAUCUGCGAUGGUGGGUGUCAUGGCUUGCUGAAAUGACAUACAACAACCUCAGUGGAUUUUUACCUUACUUUGUGAGACGUUUUUGUUUUUAAUGUUGCAUUUCUUGCCCUUCUGUUCACAAUGGUAACUCACAAUGAGAUAGUACUUCCAUUGUAGCUGAAUAUGUUUCCUCAUUGAUUUUCAGGUUACAUUGCUUUCUUCCAUUUUCUUCUAUUCCUCUUCAUCAGUCUGCGUUUGUUAACUUUGAGGAAGCAUAAAGUUUUUCAUCAAAUUCGUAGGGACCUCAUACUCACAUAAAAAAAAUGAUGUUGGUGCCUCGAAGUCUGUGAAGUUGUUUUUGUAUUGUAUGUACUAUAUGUCUGGAAAGGAAUAACCAUAACCUAUAUGUCCAUGAGAGCUCCCAGAUUCUGAUAAAACACCCUCUGGCUUUCCCACAGGUGACAAGUGGCAGACUCAGUCAUAGUGUUCUGAAGCCUUAUCAACCAUCUAUACUUCUACAAAAUGCUCCUCAUUUUGAUAGGAGUGCUGAUUCUAAGCAUUCAAUUGUCUGAACCUCCAGAAUGAGGUUGAAGAAUAAUUUUUAAUGGGUAACACGUCCGUUGGAAUGCACUUGUUGCAAUCAGGUGUCGCUGAAAUAUUUCAUUUUGUGUGAUAAUCCAUUUUGAACUCAUUUAAAGUUGGUGUUGUCCAUUUGUAUCAACAUAAGUUAGAUAUCAUUUCUUGCACUGGAUUACACCAUCAAGGACCUUAAACUAACUGGAACAUGAGAGGAGAAUACAUAUAUUAAUGAUCAAAAUCAAUGUUUGUAUCCCAUAUCUAUUUAUUGAUAGACCAAAAGGAACAGCUGCAUAGCUCAUGAGUGUCACAGAGUAGUGUCCUUUUGGUAGGGUUUACACAACUGGCAAACGGUGUGGGAAAAAUAAACAAGUCCAGUUUACCAUUCUGUGAUGCGUAUAGUGACUUAUGAAUCAUAUAUAAUCAAGUGAUGUAGUAAUAUAAACAAUAUAUUAUGAUAUUAUUUAUAUAAUUAUAAUAUUAUCAACAAUAGUGGUAAUAAUAAUGCAUGUAUGACAAUUGUAUUUAUUUUUGUGCUAUGUUAUGUACAGAUUUAUAACAUUUCAGAUUGAUUACUUUAUAAUCUCUGAAAGACAAGUUGGGAUAGCAGUCAACACAUAAACCUACUUCUACUUCA
Molecule: messenger RNA, 10907 nt
Organism: Oncorhynchus kisutch (coho salmon)
Lineage: Eukaryota; Metazoa; Chordata; Actinopteri; Salmoniformes; Salmonidae
Product: titin
Exons: 101
Coding region: 329-7768 (2479 amino acids)
Biological process (GO): regulation of release of sequestered calcium ion into cytosol by sarcoplasmic reticulum; heart contraction; regulation of cardiac muscle cell membrane potential
Cellular component (GO): sarcoplasmic reticulum; junctional sarcoplasmic reticulum membrane; plasma membrane
Molecular function (GO): signaling receptor binding
Source: RefSeq, a predicted model, not a curated record